Paraglomus occultum is the source of this 354-nucleotide messenger RNA. NCBI's taxonomy places the organism in Eukaryota, Fungi, Glomeromycota, Glomeromycetes, Paraglomerales, Paraglomeraceae. The record is from the annotation of a GenBank genome assembly.
ACUGUCACUUGGGUCGCGAUCAUAAACACAGAAGUCGGAGUCCCAGAAGAAGCAGUACCAUCCGAAACUCGCAUGGUCGUUGCGGAUAACAUGACAAUGACAAUCCGACCAUCAAACUGGCAGGAAGGAAUUCAACGUAUGCCCGGUUUGAACUUUAAUUCACGAAGAAUACUCUGCUCAAAACUCUCCAGGUCGCACUCGGCAUCACCAAGAGGACGUUCAUCAAGAUAUGACAGAAGGAACGAUCGUGGGCCGUAUCAUAGUCGUCAUUCGCACGGUCAUUCGAGAAGGGCUGCGGAUGACGAGAGGGAUGAGCAUAGAAAUGGAAGUAGACGUAGUGGGCGGUAUUGGUAA